This is a messenger RNA of Cajanus cajan (pigeon pea), 947 nucleotides long. RefSeq lists its product as uncharacterized. The record is from RefSeq and is a predicted model, not a curated record. Gene Ontology annotation, biological process: regulation of lipid metabolic process. Gene Ontology annotation, cellular component: mitochondrion. Lineage: Eukaryota; Viridiplantae; Streptophyta; Magnoliopsida; Fabales; Fabaceae.
CUUUUCUACUGAUGUCUCCAAGUUCUUGUGGAGCAAGAAAAAAUGAAAGAUGCCCUGAUGAAAGAAACACGCAGACGCAGAGAGGAUUGAAAAGUAGCAGCACACUAUUAGCUUGAUUCGUAGUUCAGUCUGAGCUGGAGAAACGAGAAUGGUGGUGCUUCCCGUGGUGAAGCUGGCAACACUCGCCCUCAAAACCGCCUGCAAACCCAUCGCCAACAGGCUCAAGAAGGAGGCCGGUUACCACCCCAAGUUCCGCAAUUUCAUCAUCGCCAUCGCCCAGGCCAACCACAGGCUGACGACGAGAGUGCAGAGAAGGAUUUACGGCCGUGACACUGGCGUUGCCAUCCGCCCUCUCAACGAGGAGAGGGCUGUGCAAGCGGCGGCGGAUUUGCUUGGAGAGCUCUUUGUGUUCUCGGUUGCAGGAGCUGCCAUCAUCUUUGAGGUGCAAAGAAGUUCAAGAUCAGAAGCUAGAAAGGAAGAACUACGUAAACAGGAGUUACAGUCAAUAAGCAUGAGGAAUGAAGAGUUGGCCAGAGAAAUUCAACUUCUUGCACUGAAGAUCGAAGAGUUGGAACAACAUGCUAGAGGACGAGGACUACUUGGCACUCUUAACAUAAGACACACUGAAGCCUCUGUAGAUAGAAAAUCCAAUUGAUUGUUGCAAUUGUUAAGCAUUGCUCACAGAUUUUCAUGAGCAAACCUUAUCUCUUGGUUUGGCAUGAAGCCUUGUGGCGGUAAAAGAGCUAAAACCAAAUUUUUAGAUGUGGUGAGGGGCUUUAAGGAUUAGUCUUACAUCCAACCUAAGAUAUAAAACAAAAUUGUAAAACACAUUCAUGGCUGUGUUCUUUUAGAAAAUUUCUGUUCCAAGGACAAAUUCUGCCUGCUAACUCAGUUUCAAGUGACAAAUUCAGCCUGCUAAAUACAGUUUCAAGCCUUUGGAAAAUCUA